This is a messenger RNA of Misgurnus anguillicaudatus (oriental weatherfish), 1366 nucleotides long. Lineage: Eukaryota; Metazoa; Chordata; Actinopteri; Cypriniformes; Cobitidae. The record is from RefSeq and is a predicted model, not a curated record.
AUGCACUCCGACCAGGGACGGGAUUUUGAGGGCAAGCUUAUCCAUGAGUUGUUUGAUCUUUUAGGAGUGGAAAAAUCCCGUACAACACCGUACCAUCCCCAGGGUGAUCCGCAACCUGAACGGUUCAACCGAACACUCUUGGACAUGUUGGGGACCCUGGAUGUGAGGCAGAAAACACAUUGGAGCCGGCACAUUGGACAUCUUGUGCAUAAUUGUAGCCUAAACGAAGCCACAGGAUACUCUCCCUAUUUUCUUAUGUUUGGAAGAGAGGCUAGAUUGCCGAUCGACCUGAGCUUUGGUGUGUCAAGUGAUGGUACGUCUACAAAGUCUUACAGGCGUUUUGUGAAUAUCAUGCAACAAGAGCUUAAGUCCGCUUAUGAGCUAGCCGAGGAAAGUGCUGGGAAGAAAAAUGCAGGAAACAAGAGAAGAUAUGAUCAGAGAUUGCAUUAUUGUCACUUGGCACCUGGCGAUCGAGUUCUGAUCAGAAAUCUUGGGCUGCAAGGGAAACACAAGUUGGCUGAUCGAUGGAGUACUGAGCCUUACAUUGUACAGAGCCAAAUGCCUCACUUACCUGUGUUCCGUCUAAAGUCUGAGAGUGGAAAUGGACCUGUCAAAAUUUUGCAUAGGAAUCACAUGAUUCUUCCUAUUGGACAAGAGUUGAGACAGCGGCAAGUUCCUGACAGUGUAUUGACACCCAAGAGGAGGACUCUGAGACGACGAAAAAAUGCAGACCACGGUCAAAUUCCAGGACAGAAAUUGAAGGAUGCUCUGGAAAUACAAGAGGCAGAAAGAGUUGAUCUAAAUGAUAAUGAGAGUUCUGACAGUGAGACUGAAAUGUACAGAGUGUGUUUUCCAAAACCUCAAGCCCGGCAGUUAACACCUGCAGAAAUAGAAACAACUUCAGAUUCAGUGGUUUUCGAACCUGUCCAUGAUAAUGUGGAACGCUUUGAUGAAGAGAUUGGUGUUUUGCAAAGAGCAGAGACAGAUGAAUCUGUAGAAUCAAGUUCAAGACUGCUAUUAGAGAACAUCUCUGACAAUUUGCUAAAUGUGAACCAAGAAACAAAUGCUGCCAGUUCUGUACAAGAUCAGUUGUGUAUAGAUCAGAGUGAGGGACAUAAUACUAUCUCUGAUAAUGUACUUGAAAUGGGAAAAAGGCCUCAGAGAGACAAAGUUGUGCCUAAGAGGUUUACAUAUGAUACUCUAGGUGUUCCAAAAUGGGAGCCAGUGCAUGCUCGAGCAAAAGUUGUGAAUCCUGUUAGAUAUUGUUCUACAGUUUAUUUGUUGAUGAAUGUUCCCUCCAAAUUGAGUGCUUAUACAGUCAAGUUAAAGUAAAGCCUGUAAAUUGAAGCAUUCAGUCAUUAUGGUU